AUGGCCUUCAAUUUAGCCGACAUCUGGUCCUCUCAGCAACGUGGCGCCGCGAUUGUGGCCUACGCGAUGGCUCUGGUUGGGGGUCCGGUCUUAGAUCCAAUUGUAGGCGGUGUUAUUGUUGAUAGCUAUUUUGGGUGGAGAUGGACGGAGUAUAUCACAGGCAUUCUCCGGGUAUUGAUGCUAGCAUUGGGCGUUAUAUUCUUCGACGAGACGUAUCCCCCAGCCCUGCUGGUUCACGAGGCUCGCCGACUACAGAUCACAACCGGAAACGGGGCUCUACACGCCCACCAUAAAGAAAUCGAUUAUACGUUCGAGGACAUGACAGAUAAAUACUUAUUUCGACCAUUCCCUCUCUUGGUAACACCCAUUUGCUUCUGCGUCGCAUCCUACGCAUCAUUCGUGUAUUGA
Messenger RNA from Penicillium canescens, 408 nucleotides. RefSeq lists its product as uncharacterized. The record is from RefSeq and is a predicted model, not a curated record. Bases 1 to 408 code for a protein of 135 amino acids. Gene Ontology annotation, biological process: transmembrane transport. The transcript has 2 exons. Gene Ontology annotation, molecular function: transmembrane transporter activity. Lineage: Eukaryota; Fungi; Ascomycota; Eurotiomycetes; Eurotiales; Aspergillaceae.